Verticillium alfalfae VaMs.102 is the source of this 1026-nucleotide messenger RNA. RefSeq names its product alcohol dehydrogenase. Gene Ontology annotation, molecular function: oxidoreductase activity; zinc ion binding. Lineage: Eukaryota; Fungi; Ascomycota; Sordariomycetes; Glomerellales; Plectosphaerellaceae. The record is from RefSeq and is a predicted model, not a curated record. The transcript is spliced from 2 exons. The coding region runs from base 1 to 1026 and encodes 341 amino acids.
AUGUCGUCCCUCCCCAAGACAUAUAAGGCCUGGGUCGUCGAGAAGGCGGGUGGUCCCAUGGUCCUCAAGGACUUGGAACUGAAGCAGCCUGGCCCUAACCAAGUCCUCGUCAGAGUGCGCGCCUGUGGCGUUUGUCACUCGGACACGGGCAUGUCAUCCGGUGCCUUUGGCGAUGUGUUCCCCCGUGUGCCCGGCCACGAGCUCGUUGGCGAUGUGGUCGCUGUUGGUGAGGGCGUUACUCGGUUUUCUGGUGGCGAGCGCGUUGGUGGCCCCUGGCAUGGCGGCCACGAUCUGGCAUGCCGACAGUGCCAACGUGGACAGUUCCAGAUGUGCGAUCAUGCAGCUAUCAAUGGCGUGACCCAAGACGGUGGCUAUGCCGAGUAUGCGCUUCUGCGCUCCGAGGCUGUUGUUCGAAUCCCUAAGGAGCUCGACGUAGCCGAGGUUGCGCCCCUCCUGUGCGCCGGCGUCACUGUCUUCAACAGUAUCCGCAAGAUGCAGGUUGAGCAGGGCAACCUAGUUGCCGUCCAGGGCGUUGGCGGUCUGGGCCACCUGGCUGUCCAGUACGCCGUCAAGAUGGGUUACAAGGUCGCUGUGCUGAGCUCGGGCUCGGCCAAGGAAGACUUUGCUAGGAAGCUCGGCGCGCACGAAUACAUUGACUCGAGCAAGGACGACCCCGUCAAGAAGCUGCAGGAGCUCGGCGGCGCCGCGCUCAUUGUGGCCACGGCUCCCAACCCAAAGGCGAUUUCCCCGCUGACGGCUGGUCUGCAGCCCGCUGGCAAGUUGUGCAUCCUGGCGCCCGUGGGUGGGCUCGAGAUCAACUCAAUUGACCUCAUCCUUGGUGGCAGGUCCGUGUGGGGAUGGCCUGCAGGACAUGCACUCGACUCGGAGGAGGCGAUCGCAUUUGCGAGCACUCACAACGUCAAGUGCAUGGUUGAGAAGUUCCCCAUGUCCCAGGCUAAGGAGGCGACGGACCACAUGCUACAGAACAAGGUGCGCUUCAGGAGUGUCCUUAUGAUUGAUGAGUAG